This is a messenger RNA of Scatophagus argus, 1785 nucleotides long. RefSeq names its product G/T mismatch-specific thymine DNA glycosylase-like. Lineage: Eukaryota; Metazoa; Chordata; Actinopteri; Scatophagidae. Bases 90 to 1343 code for a protein of 417 amino acids. Gene Ontology annotation, molecular function: mismatch base pair DNA N-glycosylase activity. The transcript is spliced from 10 exons. Gene Ontology annotation, cellular component: nucleus. Gene Ontology annotation, biological process: base-excision repair, AP site formation. The record is from RefSeq and is a predicted model, not a curated record.
UUAAUCUCACCCAUGUAGUACACCUCCCAACCGAAAGGUGGCGGUAAGCCCCCAGUCAACCGUAGCAAGACGGGAUGUUAAGCGUUUAAAUGGUCUUUGUUUUGGGAAGAUUCCCAACCGUUGUCUCCUUACUAAAGACAAAAAUGUAUGACAGGUACCAGUCCAGCCAGCAGCACCCUGAGGCGCAGUAUGUGAUGCCAUAUCACAACAUGGGCUAUAACACUGAAGGUCCCAGAGAUGAGCUCGUCAUGGCUGAUCUGUCUGUCCACCGAGAGCCACCUCUUUAUCAGAGCGACCCCUUUGCCCCAAACCACUACCAGGAGCCCGUCUACCAGUCGACCAUUAGAGAGCAGCAGCAUCCUGCACACCUGCACCACCCUCAGCACCUGCACCACCCGCAACAGCAGCAGCAGCAGCAGCAGCAGCAGCAGGAGCCCAGUUUUCAGCACCAAGCUUUCCCUGCUGGUUCACCUCCAGUUGUGACACCAGUGAAGAAGAAGAGAGGCCGGCCCCCUAAGCAGCAGGCGGAGGAGGGCAAGGCACACGAGGAGGAGGAGGAUGAGAUUGAGGCGGCCAAAAAAGCCAAGAGGGCUCUCAACCGCUUCAACGGCAUGUCGGUGGCUGAGGUUAUGGCCAAAACCCUGCCAGAUGUUAUUACCUACAACCUUGACAUUUUGAUUAUUGGAAUUAACCCAGGACUAUUGUCAGCCUUCAAAGGACACCAUUACCCAAACCCAGGAAACCAUUUCUGGAAAUGUCUGUUUCUUUCUGGUCUAACUGACGAGCAGCUCAACUACAUGCAUGACCAGAGCCUGCCGGAAACUUACAGCAUCGGCUUCACCAACAUGGUAGAAAGGACCACACCUGGCAGCAAGGAUCUGUCCAGUAAGGAGAUUCGUGAAGGAGGUCGACAGUUACUUGACAAGCUGCAGAAAUACAAGCCAUUAAUAGCAGCUUUUAAUGGAAAAGGUAUUUAUGAAAUCUUCUGCAAAGAAGUCUUUGGUGUGAAGGCAAAGAAUCUCGAGUUUGGUCUACAGCCCUACAAAAUCCCAGAAACUGAAACGGUGUGCUACUUGAUGCCGUCGUCAAGCCCUCGUUGUGCCCAGUUUCCCCGUGCACAGGAUAAGGUACAUUUCUACAUCAAGCUGAAGGAACUGCGAGACCAGAUGAAAGGCCUGGCACCAAGCCGCGAAGUGCAGGAGACAAACUACUCGUUCGAUCUCCAGCUAGCUAAAGAGGAUGCUAAGAGGCUUGCAAUAAAAGAAGAGCAGGUGGAUCCCGAGUAUGAAAGCUGUGGUGGGCCGCAUAACGACGUGAGGUACAGCAGCAUCACCUCCAGCUAAAGGAGACUGAUGAGAGGUGAACAAACAGGCCUGUCUCCUGUAGCACACAGAAACGGACACAGUAGGCCAGUCAGCAGAAAACAUGACAUGGAAUCAGUGCAGGUGGCUCAGAUGUCAGCUGGACUAGUAGCACGAUGCAUCAGUGAAGGUAAUAAACCCCCGUGAUGACGCCACAAGACAAGAGGACUCAUUCAGUUUCCUGAGGCAUCGCAAUGUGACGCACAAGGGAGUCGCACAAAGUCCCCACAACGGUUACAUUUUCUAACUCUCAAACAGACUGUGCAUGGUUUUAGUGUUAUUUUUUUAUCACUAUUUAUUGCAUUUUGUAUGUUAUGUGCGUCCAGUGACUUAUUUUUUUUAUUUUAAAAGAAUGACAUUUUAUGAUUUAUCAGAUGUGUAAAUGGGUAAUUGUCAUAGAGUUAUUAAAACUCUUAUAAAGGCG